Arachis duranensis is the source of this 2077-nucleotide messenger RNA. RefSeq names its product WPP domain-interacting tail-anchored protein 1. Bases 204 to 1922 code for a protein of 572 amino acids. NCBI's taxonomy places the organism in Eukaryota, Viridiplantae, Streptophyta, Magnoliopsida, Fabales, Fabaceae. The transcript is spliced from 5 exons. The record is from RefSeq and is a predicted model, not a curated record.
CGCUGCGUUUUAGAAGUGCAGUGUAUUCGUGCUUCUGUCUUUGAUUUUGCAGUUAGGGAUUAACCGUACUGUGAAUCUUCCAAAUUCAUGUUUUCGAUCGAAAUCCACUAACUUUCUAUCUCCGAUUCCCCCCGUUUCUUGCACCUUUCAAUCGGUUCCGGGAGAAGAACAACAAGUUUUUGGAGUGUUCCUUUUUUAGAACCAUGGAUACUCAGAGUGGAGAAGAUGAAUAUGAUAUAGAUUUUAUUGUUUCCACAAUGCUGACGAGGCUGGAGCUGAAUCUUGCAUGUUUCUCAGAGAAAGUUACAAACUUGGGCAUCUUUGUGAUGAACUUGGAGACCCUUGAGUGUGAAUUGGAGACAAUGAUUUUGGAAAAAAAUGGCAUUGAUGGAAUGGUAAUGGACAUGGAAUGUGCUGAGAAGGGGCUUGAGUUUGAUCUGUUGUGUGGAGUGUUGGAUUCUGAGGUGAGCGAAUUGGGUGUGUUCUUGGGGACCCUUCAUGCUGAGAUUGCUGAAGCUGAGCAGUUUGUGUCUUCUACCAACAGCAUUUGGAGGAACCGGUUGGAAGUUUCUGAAGAAGGGUUCAAGCAAUCUGAGGAGCAGCUCUCUGAGAUUAAGAAGCAAUCUACUGAUUUUCAGAGGACUUUGUCUUCUUAUAAGAGAGAAGAAAGUGGUAAUGCUGAAGAGGGUGUGAAAAUCCCAGAGGAUGAUCACUCUUCGGAUGUCAAAACAGGAAUGAAUAUGCAAACAAUUGAGCAACAAAGACAUAUUCUGAGGAUGUUGGAGAAAUCUUUAGCAAAUGAAAUGGAUCUUGAGAAGAAUAUCAAUAAGUCAAGACAAAUUGAAGAAACUCUAAAGCUUAGGAUAGCUUCUUUAGAGCAAGAGCUAAUUCAUGCGGAGGAAGAAGCUGCUGAUGUUUGUGAAAGAUGGUUUGAGGCAGACAAUGCACGUGAGAUCUUGAUGGGAAUUUCAGUAGACCUGUUAGGCAAGCUCCAGAUUUCUCAGUUCAAUUUGAAUGGUUUAAAUCAGAGAGAAUCUGAGCUCAGAGCUAGGCUUGAAAGCGGCAAUUCAGAUAAGGUGUCUUCACUUGAAAAGCAGCUAAAAGAAUAUGAAUCUCAACUCCUGAAUACAAAGGCCUCUGCUGAUGAAUAUCAGAAACAGUAUACUGCGAUGUGUUCCGAAAUAAGAGACAUGGAAAACCUUGUUUUUGAGCUGAAAGAAAAGAAUGUAGAACAACUUGAGAAGCAAUUAAAGGAAUAUGAUUUACGACUCCAGCAAGCAGUCGCAUCUGUUGAAGCUAGUCAGGAGAAGCAAAGUAUGUUAUGUUCCACAAUUAAAGAUAUGGAGCUUGUGAUAGAGGAUCUGAAGUCAAAGGUUUCUAAAGCUGAGAUACGGGCUGACAGUGCAGAGGACAAGUGUAUCAUAAUAUCCGAAACUAACGCAGAGUUGAAUGAGGAGCUAAGCUUCUUGCGAAAUAGAUUGGAAUGCUUGGAGGGAUCAUUGCACCUGGUGGAGGAAGCCAAAGUGGCAACUGCAAAGGACAUCAGAAAUCGGACAAUGAUUUUCCAGAAUUUGAUAACACAGAUUGCUCUUGAAAGAGAACGUCUUAAUAAGCAGCUUUCUUCCUUAGCAAGUGAGAACAAAAUUUUGGCAGUAAAGCUAAAGCAGGCGGCAAAUGGUAUUUUUCCAGAAUCUAAUGCUUCGUCGGCGAAUGACUAUGAGGCGGACAGGUGUUGGAUGAAUUUUUCUGCAAAUGAUAAUCAAACCAAGGUUGGGGAUUCUCUGCCGGAUGCCGGGUCAGUGAGGAGAAUAGAUGCCGGAGUUCUUGGUUUUAAGUUCUUGUUCAAAUCGUUUCUUGUUGUACUGGUUUCAGCUGUAGCUUUCCAGUUUUUCAAGGAUGUGAAUGUUGAUUUCGGUCUAUAAAUGAGUUAUCACUUAUCAGAGGGGAAUUGGGGAGGUGCCAUUGGUAAUGGUAUUGUAAAUUGUGAUGCAAAUCAUUAUGUAGUAAUCAAAUUUUGUUUUUUGGUCUUGAAUCAAAAUUUUACUCCCACCGAGAGUAUAUGGAUCCUUUCUCUUGA